Molecule: messenger RNA, 1790 nt
Organism: Carya illinoinensis
Lineage: Eukaryota; Viridiplantae; Streptophyta; Magnoliopsida; Fagales; Juglandaceae
Product: probable methyltransferase At1g29790
Exons: 2
Coding region: 230-1492 (420 amino acids)
Molecular function (GO): methyltransferase activity
Source: RefSeq, a predicted model, not a curated record
ACUUCGUUCCAGCCGAUCUGAUCACAAGCACAACCGACAACCACCCAGCCUCAAAGUCACUGUCUUAACAAAGGACUGCGUGCUGUAUGCUAUAAUGCCCUCUUAAAUUACAGAUCAAAUUCUCAAUCCUCUCUUCCACCUGCUCCAACUUCACAAAUCUAAAUCUCUCAGAACCCUCUCACUCACUGUCUUCUCUCUUUGGUCCAGAAGUAGAAGCAGCAAACGCAAGAUGGGCUCGGUCUCUCUUAAAAUAGGGGAUGGAACAGCCAGAUUCAGAAGAGCAUCCCUGUGCUCUUCAGCAGUCAACAUUCUCAUGCUUUUCUCCGUGCUCACCACCAAUCUUUUUGCUCUCUACGCUUUCACAUCCUCCCCAAAGGACCACCAAAACCACUUACUUCUCCGCAAUCACAAGAACAUCUCUCUUAUCUCAGAGCAGGUCUCUCUGAUCCUCAGAGAGAUCGCUGUCUCGCAGAAAAAGCUGGCCAAGAUGGAGAAGGAGCUCCUUGGCUAUGAAAGCCUGGAUCUUUCAAGACCCAACCUCGCUAACGAGCUCAAAGUCUAUCUCCAGCCCCACCAGCUCCCACUGGGGAAAGAUUCAAAAACUGGAAUCACUGAAAUGGUGGCUUCCGUGGGUCAUUCCUGUGAGAAAUCCGUGGACCUAUUGUCCCAGUAUAUGGCCUACAAGGUUUCUGGACCUUGCCCUGAUGACUGGAGCCUUGCCCAGAAGCUAAUUUUACGCGGAUGCGAGCCUUUGCCGAGAAGGAGGUGCUUUUCCAAAUCUGUUCCUAAGGUUGGUCUCUACCCUUUUCCUACUUCUCUUUGGAAACCUGUUGGUGAUAAGAAUGUUACUUGGAGUGGGCUUGGGUGUAAAAGUUUUGAGUGUUUGAACAACAAGAAAUUGAGCAGGGAUUGUGUUGGUUGUUUUGAUUUGGUUAAUGGGUAUGAGAAUCAGAGGUUUGUUAAGGCUAGAGGCAAAAAUGAUUUUCUUAUUGACGAUGUUUUAGCUUUGGGAGGUGGAGGGAUCAGAAUUGGCUUUGAUAUUGGAGGUGGGUCAGGUACCUUCGCUGCUAGAAUGGCAGAGAGGAAUGUGACUGUGAUCUCUAAUACCUUGAAUAUUGAUGCCCCAUUUAGCGAAUUUAUCGCUGCAAGAGGACUUUUCGCUCUAUUCUUGAGUCUAGAUCAUCGGUUCCCUUUCUAUGACAAUGUCUUUGAUUUGGUUCACGCCUCAAGUGGAUUGGAUAUCGGGGGAAAACCUGAGAAAUUGGAGUUCCUUAUGUUUGAUAUUGAUCGCAUUCUGAGGGCUGGCGGCUUGUUUUGGUUGGAUAAUUUUUACUGUGCGAAUGAAGAGAAGAAAAGGGAGUUGACAAGGUUGAUUGAAAGGUUUGGAUAUAAAAAGCUGAAAUGGGUCACAGGGGAGAAGGCAGACGCAGCCGGGUCAGGAAAAUUAGAGGUUUAUUUGUCUGCCGUUUUACAGAAGCCUGUAAGAGUAUGACAGGAGCUUCACUAGGAAACUGCAAGAGACCCAUCAAUAUUGCUCUUUACAGAGAGGCCAUAGACCCAAAGAGGGGGAUUUGCCCAUGAACCAUGGCCCUCGAGUCUUAUGUGAACCGGACCCCACCCGGGACAAAAUAUUGGGCACUGCAGCCCAUAUCCAUGGUGGAGGCGAAUGAGUUAACCGACUCAUGGUCCGACUCUUAAAGUAAAGGACCGGAUCCUUUUUAGGUUUUGCUUGGAUAUCUUUCUGGCUUUUGUUUGGUAGUGCAAUCAAUCAUAAUGACAGUCUCCAUCAA